GCAGGAGCCCAAACUGGUCCUCAGAGACAUGGAGAAGGGGGACCUGGGGACAGUGUUCAUGUGCCGCGUGGAGCACAUCGCCUUGCAGACCGCCAUCGAGCGACGCAGCGGGGAGCUGCAGGUCACAGGACACCAGGAUGCCCCCACGUCCCUGGAUCCUGAGUCCAAAGAAGGGAAUGCAGAUGAGGGAGCCCCAGGGGACGUGAGCGGUUCGCAUGACGGGACAAAGGGAGGCCCGUCCGUGCUAGAGCAGGGGUCCGGGGGCCCAAGCAGUGAGGAGGACGGGGGCGGACCUGGUGCCCCCCAGGACCUUGACAACAAGAAGGAUCUGGCCCACAUCUCUGAGCCAGAGGGAACAGCAAAGGACCAGAGUGGCGGGGAUAAUGGAGCAGCAGGAACAUCGAUGCGAGGCAGCGCAGCCCCAGAAGCGAGCAGUGACAGAGGAGCUGGUGGAGUCAGUGACAUGGAAACCCCCAGCCGGGAGACCCAGGGCCUGGGCCAGGCUGCUGCAGGGGAUGAUGCGGUGCCUGGGGGGCAGAGACGCAGCGGGCAGUGAGGAGGUGCCAGCAGAGCCCUUGGCUCAGCCCGGUGCAGGGAGCCCGGAGAUACCAGGAGGGGGAAAGAUGUAAUUUCGAGAUGGCGAGAAGGUGAAAAACACAGCACAUGUUUGAGGCACCCACAACUUCAUGUGACACUUGAAAAAGGUGUUCCAGGUUUGUCAGUCAUGAAUAAAACCAA
This is a messenger RNA of Alligator sinensis (Chinese alligator), 738 nucleotides long. Its product is annotated as S-antigen protein-like. The record is from RefSeq and is a predicted model, not a curated record. Bases 29 to 556 code for a protein of 175 amino acids. Lineage: Eukaryota; Metazoa; Chordata; Crocodylia; Alligatoridae. The transcript is spliced from 2 exons.